UUCUCACCUGGUGGCCGCUCCGGAGGGAGCCGUCCCGCCGCCGCUGCUCCCCAGCCGGGACCUUCGGCCGAGCCCCAGCCAUGUCCAUGCUGCCGUCCUUCGGCUUCACGCAGGAGCAAGUGGCCUGCGUGUGCGAGGUGCUCCAGCAAGGGGGGAACCUGGAGCGGCUGGGCCGGUUCCUCUGGUCCCUGCCGGCCUGCGACCACCUGCACAAGAACGAGAGCGUCCUCAAAGCCAAGGCGGUGGUGGCCUUCCACCGGGGCAACUUCCGCGAGCUCUACAAGAUCCUGGAGAGCCACCAGUUCUCGCCCCACAAUCACCCCAAGCUGCAGCAGCUCUGGCUCAAGGCGCACUACGUGGAAGCCGAGAAGCUGCGGGGCAGACCCCUGGGCGCCGUGGGCAAGUACCGGGUGCGCCGAAAAUUCCCCCUGCCCAGGACCAUCUGGGAUGGCGAGGAGACCAGCUACUGCUUCAAGGAGAAGUCCCGGGGCGUGCUGAGGGAGUGGUACGCGCACAACCCCUACCCCUCGCCCCGGGAGAAAAGGGAGCUGGCCGAGGCCACCGGCCUCACCACCACCCAGGUCAGCAACUGGUUUAAAAACAGGAGGCAGCGGGACAGAGCAGCAGAGGCGAAGGAAAGGGAGAACACUGAAAACAACAACACGUCCACCAACAAACCCAACCAGCUCUCUCCCUUGGAUGGGGGUAAACCGCUUAUGUCCAGCUCCGAAGAAGAAUUCUCCCCCCCACAAAGUCCAGAUCAGAACUCAGUCCUUCUAUUACAGGGAAACCUCAGCCAUGCCAGGAGCUCCAACUAUUCCCUGACCGGCUUAACUGCCUCUCAGACCAGCCACAGCCUUCAGGACUCCCUGCUAGGACCCCUCACCUCGAGCUUGGUAGACCUCGGCUCCUAAAACAGGAGCAAGCAGCCGUUAAAGCAAUGGAAACGGAGGUUUACCGCGGCGAUAAGACACUCGAUUGUAAAUACAGGACAGGACACGAUUUUACAGCUUAUCUGGUGAUUCUUAACACGACUUUAAACUCUCUUUUAAAUCGCUCCCAAGAAGCCUCCUCUCCUCUCCUAUCUAACGCGCUUACAGCUUUCCCAUUCUUUUUCUCCAAGCAGCCAAAUGAAGAAAACGGCGGUUCCCUGAGAUUUUUCUCUCACGAUGUUCCUUCGAAUUCAAUUAAUUUUUUUUUACCAGCAGGAAUUACAAAAUAACCGGAUUCGAUUCAGUUCGAAACAAAGUGACGAAGAUCCGAUCUGUCACGUAGAGAGAGAAAAAAAAGAGAUUGAUGAAGAGUCUUUCUAUAGUUGGGGAAAUUUAUUCUCAGUUGAAUUCUUAAGAACCCAGGGCGGAUAAUCUACAAGGCCUUUUAUUUGGGAGGGAAGUGGGAGGGGAAGUGAAGUUUACAUUUUUCACAAUUCGUGUUAACAAAAGAUUUCGGUGUAGAUUAAAUUUUAAAAGAUGCAGUAUUAGAAUAAAAACCAGUGCCUAUGUCUUAAAGCAGAAAUACGAGGCAAUGAGCUAGAGGAACUUCAAUGACCAUUAAUAGAGCAAACAUUCUUCUUCUUUUUUUUUUUGUGGUGAACUUUCGAAAUGCAUCAAUGUGACUUAAACUAAAAAUAAUAAUAAAAAGAAUAAAUACGGCUUCCUCUGAACAAUAUUACUUAUUAUACCCUGACAACUUUCAUGGCAAUAUUGCAUACUCUUGUUAGCUUGCCCCUUGCCCUCACGCCAGAGUUUGUCUUGCAAAAGGAUGCAGAGCUGGAAGUUGGAGUAUUUGUUACUAAAAUUAGCAUGUGCUUUCAGCUUUCUUUUCUAUUGUACCUAAACAAGCCUAAAUUAAA
Trachemys scripta elegans is the source of this 1852-nucleotide messenger RNA. It is a transcript of the gene SIX1, whose product is annotated as SIX homeobox 1. Gene Ontology annotation, biological process: regulation of transcription by RNA polymerase II. The coding region runs from base 81 to 914 and encodes 277 amino acids. Gene Ontology annotation, molecular function: RNA polymerase II cis-regulatory region sequence-specific DNA binding; DNA-binding transcription factor activity, RNA polymerase II-specific. The record is from RefSeq and is a predicted model, not a curated record. The transcript has 2 exons. Gene Ontology annotation, cellular component: nucleus; transcription regulator complex. NCBI's taxonomy places the organism in Eukaryota, Metazoa, Chordata, Testudines, Emydidae.